AUGCGUAUCGGUCAUCAUGGCCAGGCUUUGAGGAUGAUUGAGUACAAGCCGGCAUAUCGACUUAAGGAAGUGAGAAGAGCAUCAGUCCUGGUCGGCACGCCGAGAUCUGUAUUUAGGCCAUCAUCUGUCUUUGGUGCCUACAGCGAUGGAGUAAACAGCUCCGAAGCAUCGACAAUACGUGAAGCCCUGGAUUCGACUCAAAGUCACCAGGGACCCUCUUCUCAAACCAUCCAGAAUGUUGAGCUGGACCAGUCUUCCACUUCUAAAUCAGGAAAUCCGAGAGACGACCAUCGUUCCCUCCGUAUUUCCAUAGGAGAUUGGCCGGCGAUAAUGCGGUCACUAGAAGCAACAGAAGGACUAGGGCAGGUUCCCACUCCAUCUGAGGCCCCAUCUGAAGCCCCAGACACCACCGCUCUCCACUCGCAGCUGGACUGUCUACGCGCUUCUAUUCACCACGAUCCGCAAACUGGCCAAAAUUUCGACACUGUAGGAGACAGUUCUUUUGCUAGCUCCUCUCCAGCUUCUUCUGCAGCCACAGUCAGACGUCACAUACUUGACGCUCGCACCGCAUCCACGGUCAGAUCAUCUUGGUAUUCUUUCAGUGAUCCUGAGUCCUGCUGUGACGACGAAGUGCAAGAAGAGCCUGAAGCACACGUGAACCGCGUCUUCUCUACCACAGAAAACUUUGACUGGCGGGGUGAGAGCGAUAUGGAAGACACGCCAAAGCUUGAAAACGCGUCACCUGCCGAGAUGUCGUCGAAGGGGGAAAUGUCCCAUAGCCAAAUCGUACACUGCGAGACAUCUCAUGCUGGAUCCACUGCCGAGAGAGGGAUGCAUAUUGAUACUGCAAUCUCUACCGAGGGUAAUAGUAAGCAGCUCCCAAAACAUAGGAUCUGCGAAGUCCUGGCUCAGUCACGGAUCCCACGUGUGGUCGUCUCUAAACCCAAAAUUUCUGCUGCAGAGAACCAGAGCCCUGUGCCAGCCUUCAUCAGCUCAGAGGUUCGUAGCUCAAUACCGGUUCCGAGUCGACUCGUACAAGCCGUACGAGCAAUGAACACACAAGGAGUGACAGUAAAAGAAUCUGUCUACGCUGAAGAUAAAGCUGCCGGCAAGUCAGUUGAUCAUAAAAGUCCUGCAUCAUCCAUAGGAUCUAUGGACGCAGAUGGGGAAAACGAGGACUACCCAGAUGGUGAAGGGGAUAACGACGAAGUCAGCAGUUGGGACUUCGAUGACGACGAUAAUGAGCCUUUGGAGCGACCGCCUACCAUAUUUACUGGUGAAUACCGGACCAGAAGGCUUCCCCGAGGACCAACUUUGAGAAUAACGCCUUCGGCUGAGUAUGUCAUCAUGGGAGCCGAAGAUCCGGCGAUCAAAACAUCUAUUGUGACACAGCGGUCCCCUCCUCGUGUUCGAUACGUAGUGGGAGACGGUAACCCUUCCGAACCUCAUGAAGGCACUCCUGGUCACAGUGAAAGCGGGAAUGGUGACCUUCCCCAGGAUACCAAAGGAAAUUCGCGCGAUGUUGGAAUGGGCUCAGAGGAUAUGAGCUCUACUGAUAUGGGCUCCCCAAAGAGACCAAUAUUCAAACGUAGCAUUUCCAGCCCUCAGUUGAGGGGUCUGAAGAGCCUCGUGUCUGGGGUGCCACCCGUUCCUAAGAUCAACCCGGAGUAUCGGCAAGAACGCCGCCUAUCGACUGCGCAAGCAGAGAGCUUAGAGCCAAAGACACCGACAAAGGAUGCAGCAGCCUCCAUGCAAUCUCCUGUGGUUGAAGCUGUAUCAGACUGGGAUAUAGAUUCACCGAUGACGGCAGUACCACGGUCCCCGAUGAGAGAUGCACCACCCAUAGCCGUUGAUUCUUCAACCUUGACGGAAAAGAACGGAAAGCAUAAUACUCAAAAUGAUUUAGAGGCAGCCCACAACGCAGGAUCAUCUAACAUUGCGAAGGAGGACACGACUUCCAAAGAGAUCGGCCUGCAAGGUAGUUCUGACGGAAAUCAAGGCAACGAAACUGAGAACAUUCCUAGCCGAGCCAGACUCCCGGAGUCUAAAAGCUCACGCAUGCUGGUCGGUUUCAGGACCAUUUUCUCGAAGCGCAAGUCUAUUAGCGAGAAAACCAGGCCGAAGAAGCUAGAGGGCAGCGGCGAAACGGCUACCCCUGCUAGCAAAGGGCGGGCGUCCGACGUAAUCAAAUCCGAUGAAAAUGUCGAGGGGACUCCUAAAUUAGGCAGACAAAUCUCAAAAGCGAGCAAGCAGCAGCCCAGAUUGUCCGAGGGAGCUACUUAUCUGCGUAACUCCAAAACGAUGGCGGAGCUUACGCCUGUUCCCCUGUCGACAAAGAUGAAUGCUAGCAAUACGCCCACAGGCUCCUCUCAGCCAGCUCUGAGAAAACAGUCGGAGAAUCAUGUCCCAUCGUUCGCUAGGCCGACCCAAUCGACGAUCACCAAGGCUGCCGGCUUGUCCAGGGUGUCCACUGGGCAGCUAGCUGCUUCUGCAACACGAGAUGUCCGCGGACGCAGACUUCCCAUUACUGUUACCGCGAAUGGAAGCCCGCAAAGCGCGAAUCGCAACCAGCACCAUAGCAUGAGUAUAACAUCGUCCUUCCAUAAGAAAGUCCCUACUAUUCCGAAUGGGGGAGGCACGGCAAUUGAAGACAUGGAGAAAGUGGACCUGAUUCGUAGUUGUAUUGACGACAUCUGCAAUCAGGUUCGCGAUGGCAACACUGCCGAUCAGCGUGAGAAACACCUUCGGGUCGUGCUUUCACUCCAGCAAACCCUAGCCGACUACAUUAAUAAAGAAAAAGAAUUUAAAGAAAUCGAACAGCUGUACUUCAAGAAGAAACUCAGCCGCGAUAUCGGACGUAACACUCUCUUUGAAUUCUUCGAGCAGGUGCAGGCUCUAUUGAGCGAAGAAGAGUAGAAGAGCGAUUCGUCUCGUUCGAGAUUUUCGGAUCAUCGGUGGCACUUGCGGAAUUUAACUGUCUCGGGGUUGUGCCUUCCCUCAUGCAAUCCUAUAUGAUAUCAAGGACGUUCCUUUGUUCAUUUCGAUCUUCAAAAAGGAAAAAAGAAAAAAAAAAAAAAAAAAAGAAAAGAAAAGAAAAACUCUGAUUUCACAUGGUCGUCUUCGUCCUACAACCUUAAUGUCUAACAACUAAUCUGGCUCCUGUUGGCUGUUGAUCGUUCAAUCCCUUUCCUUUGCUUUUCUAUCCGUUUCCCUCAUGGCCUUUUUUCCCAUGGUUUUUUUUUUGUUACUUGUCCCAGAGACUUAGUGGAACCCCCCAAAAGGUUUACGUUGCGAGUGUACGAGUCUACGAUUCACGAACUCAUGAUAUUGUUGUUUUUCUUACACUGCCUGUACUUUAGUAUGCUGCCGAGCGAUUGUCUCGGAUGAAUUAUUUCAACCCCAAAAAAAGUUGAAAACCCCAUGUAUCCAGAAAAAAUUGAUACAAUGUCUGAGUCCUA
Molecule: messenger RNA, 3458 nt
Organism: Monascus purpureus
Lineage: Eukaryota; Fungi; Ascomycota; Eurotiomycetes; Eurotiales; Aspergillaceae
Source: the annotation of a GenBank genome assembly